CCACUCAGCAGGAUGGGUGAUGCUCAAAGCUCCCUCAUUAGACAACAGACACGAGAGGAAGAGAAAAACCAUUCAGAAGAGACUCUUCUUCAUUGCCUCAUCCUAUGGAGGAAUCACCACUGCCCAUCUACAUUGAGGAGGGGACAGAAGUCCCGAUUGAAAGCAGAAAUAUGGCAACGAAGGAGAAGCUGCAGUGCUUGAAAGAUUUCCACAAGGACAUCCUGAAACCUUCCCCCGGCAAGAGCCCGGGCACUCGGCCUGAGGACGAGGCAGAAGGGAAGCCGCCCCAGCGGGAGAAGUGGGCGAGUAAGAUUGACUUUCUGCUGUCCGUGGCUGGUGGAUUUAUUGGUUUAGGCAAUGUCUGGCGUUUCCCGUAUCUCUGCUACAAAAACGGCGGAGGUGCAUUUCUUAUACCUUAUUUCAUUUUCCUGUUUGGGGGAGGUCUUCCCGUGUUUUUCCUGGAGGUGGUGCUAGGACAGUAUACCUCCGAAGGUGGAAUUACAUGCUGGGAAAAGAUCUGCCCUAUUUUCACUGGAAUUGGUUAUGCUUCCAUAGUGAUUGUGUCCCUUCUGAACGUGUACUACAUCGUCAUCCUGGCUUGGGGACUCUACUACCUGUUCCAGUCGUUCCAGAGCGUCCUGCCCUGGGCGCACUGUCACCAGAAGUGGAACACGCCGACCUGUGUGGAAGACACUCUCAGGAAGAACAAAACUCUCUGGAUAUCACUGAAUGCCACUAACUUCACUUCUCCUGUCACUGAGUUUUGGGAGCGCAAUGUACUGAGCUUGUCCUCGGGAAUUGAAGAUAUCGGUAUUAUCAAGUGGGAUCUAGCAUUGUGUCUCCUCCUUGUCUGGGUGAUAUGUUUCUUCUGCAUUUGGAAAGGAGUCAAGUCCACUGGGAAAGUUGUGUACAUCACUGCCACGUUCCCAUUCCUCAUGCUCCUUGUUCUGCUAAUCCGUGGGGUGACCCUGCCUGGAGCUGCAGAAGGCAUCAAGUUUUAUCUUUAUCCUGAUAUCUCACGGUUAGCUGAUCCACAGGUCUGGAUAGAUGCAGGGACACAAAUCUUCUUCUCAUAUGCAAUCUGCUUAGGAGCAAUGACUUCCCUGGGGAGCUACAACAAGUACAAAUACAACUGCUAUAGGGACUGUUUGCUGCUGGGAUGCCUGAACAGUGGUACCAGUUUUGUGUCUGGCUUCGCAAUUUUUUCCGUCCUGGGCUUCAUGGCACAAGAGCAAGGGGUGAACAUUGCUGAUGUGGCAGAGUCAGGUCCAGGCCUGGCCUUCAUCGCCUACCCGAAAGCCGUGUCCAUGAUGCCGCUGCCCACCUUUUGGGCAAUCCUUUUCUUUAUUAUGCUUCUGUUGCUUGGACUGGAUAGCCAGUUUGUUGAAGUUGAAGGACAGAUCACGUCAUUAGUUGAUCUGCACCCAUCCUUCCUAAGGAAGGGUUACCGACGGGAAAUCUUCAUCGCUAUAGUAUGUUUCCUUAGCUAUCUUCUGGGACUAACUAUGGUGACUGAGGGUGGCAUGUAUGUUUUUCAACUCUUUGACUACUAUGCAGCUAGUGGUGUAUGCCUUUUGUGGGUUGCAUUCUUUGAAUGUAUUGCUGUAGCCUGGGUUUAUGGCGCUGAUAAUAUUUAUGAUGCCAUUGAGGAUAUGAUUGGAUACAGACCUGGUCCUUGGAUGAAAUGGAGCUGGAUCGUGAUCACACCAGUUCUCUGCGUGGGGUGCUUUAUCUUUUCUUUGGCCAAGUACAAACCGCUGACCUACAACAAGGUCUACACAUACCCAGACUGGGCAAUCGGCCUGGGCUGGGUUCUUGCCCUUUCCUCCAUGAUCUGCAUCCCUAUGGUGAUGGUCAUCCGCAUCAUACAGUCAGAUGGGUCACUCAUUGAGAGGAUAAAAGCGGUGGCUGCCCCCAAGGAAGUGAAUCGGUGGUCCAAAGACACGGAGAGCGGCACUCCCUUCUGCCCCAAUGGGACGUCGAAUGGCGGAUUGAUCAAGCCAACUCAUAUCAUUGUGGAAACCAUGAUGUGAGCUCUCUCUGUGAGAGGAUAAACCUGCUUUAACUGCCGUUUACUAACCAUAGAUUCUCAUAGGACCAGGUUUACAGAGCUUUAUAUUUGCACUAGGAUUUAUUUUUAUUUCUCACAGAGAAAGUUAUUUUUUGUGUGUGUUUUUUUUUUUAAUAUUUUGUAAGGUAAUCACAGCAGAUGUCUCUCUGUAGAGGGAGAGCUUUCAUAUCAGACUAGACAUAUUACAGGAAUUUACUAUUAUUGGUUUUUUUAAAUAUAUAUAUCUUUAUCUCUAAAUAUUAUACACCUUACCACUUGAAUUGAUUGUCUUGCCAGCAAUAUAUUCAAGUUUCAGAAAGCAAUUUCAGGUGCUGGUAUGGUUGGGAGCAGGGUAACCUACAGAACACACAGAAGAAGCUCUGUUGAGAGAUUGAG
Messenger RNA from Tinamus guttatus (white-throated tinamou), 2446 nucleotides. The record is from RefSeq and is a predicted model, not a curated record. NCBI's taxonomy places the organism in Eukaryota, Metazoa, Chordata, Aves, Tinamiformes, Tinamidae.